AUGAGGGAAAUCGAUGCGCACUUCGAUGCCUAUGAGCAUCUGAAACACCUUCCGAGAGACGGAGAAGCGCUACACAUGCUCCGCAAGGCUGCGUCUAUGGUCAAGCCGAUGAUGCGAAAGCGAGGCUGGAAAGUAGGGACCUUGGCUGAAUUUUUACCUGAUGAGCCGCAGCUAUUAGGUUUAAACAUCAAUCGCACAGAGAGGAUCCUCAUCAGGCUGAGAUACCAUCAUGACUCUAGACAGUUCUUGUCCAUGGAGCAAGUAACAGACACGUUAUUACACGAGCUCUCCCACAUUGUCUUCGGCCCUCACAACGCCGAUUUCAACAAUCUCUGGAACGAGCUUCGCGACGAACACCAAUCCCUUCUCAUGAAGGGUUACACCGGCGAAGGAUUUCUGACGCAAGGUAAGAAGCUCGGCGGCAAGCGUAUUCCACUCGAAGAGAUGCGACGACAGGCGAGAACAGCUGCUGAGAAGCGCAAAUCUACCACCAAUGCCAACACUGGCGGCCACCGAUUGGGCGGCGGGGCAGUAGCACGAGGCGUUGACAUGCGCAAGGUCAUCGCGGACGCAGCGUCUAGAAGAACUAGUAUCACUGAAGGAUGCGCAAGUGGUAGCUCGGAAGCUGGGAGGCUGGUCAACCAGCAAGAGCAGGAUGGGUUCCGGACAACAGCUGAGCAGGAUGAUGCAAACGACCUCGCAAUUGCGCAUGCACUGCAAGAUCUCAUGUAUGAGGAGGAGAUGCAAAGACUAGGGGCGCCAACUGGAGGAGGCGGCCUGAGUUGGGAUCCUCAGAAUGGAUUACAAUUCGACAGCAAUCCUCCUUCGCGGACAGCAUCGCCGGUGGCGAGCUCUUCUCAGGGCUUGGAGUGGUCGAAAGAAGGUCUUACAUCGACACAAACAUACUCAACUCCAAGUUCUUCCCUUUCUCAAGGACGUCCUCUCUCUCGUCUCGUCACCAAGUCACAGAACAGAACUUCGUCUUCUUCAUCACGGCCGACGGCUUCCCGUACAUCGUCACGCUUGAUAUCUCAAGAUGAAGAACAACUUCGCAACAAGCAGCUCCCCCCCACUCCACCACCCACCUCACCUCAACAAAUCACCGUCCCCACCGAUCCUGAUAAGUGGGCAUGUCCACAAUGCACGCUGCACAACCCCCUCGACUUCCUGACCUGCGAAGUUUGCGGCCUUGAACAACCCCCUCAGCCAAUACCACAGCAUAAGCGCUUCGGGCCGUCGCAUAUGGCGCCAAGUCUACCGAAACCGCCGCCUCAAUCUGGCCUGAGGGGACAAGGAGCUACACCGUUCGAGUCAGCGAAAGGAAGGAUGGGCUGGAAUUGUCUGGAGUGUGGGACGUUCAUGGAAAAUGAAUGGUGGACAUGUUCGCUUUGCGGGACGAUGAAGCUAGAUUCAUGA
Messenger RNA from Cucurbitaria berberidis CBS 394.84, 1416 nucleotides. Its product is annotated as WLM-domain-containing protein. The record is from RefSeq and is a predicted model, not a curated record. The transcript is spliced from 2 exons. NCBI's taxonomy places the organism in Eukaryota, Fungi, Ascomycota, Dothideomycetes, Pleosporales, Cucurbitariaceae. Bases 1 to 1416 code for a protein of 471 amino acids.